GGCAGGGCCCCCCAGGAAGGGACACGCACCAUGGGGCGCCUGGAGCUGGCUGUCUUAGGCCUCACCUGCUGCUUGGCAGUAGUGAGCGCAGCAAAGCUGGGUGCGGUGUACACGGAAGGAGGCUUCGUGGAGGGCGUCAACAAGAAGCUCGGCCUCUUCGGCGGCAACUCUGUGGACGUCUUCAAGGGCAUCCCCUUCGCCGCCCCGCCCAAGGCCCUGGAGAACCCCCAGCGGCACCCCGGCUGGCAAGGGACCCUGAAGGCCAAGGACUUCAAGAAGCGAUGCCUGCAAGCCACUAUCACCCAGGACAACACCUAUGGCUCAGAGGACUGCCUCUACCUCAACAUCUGGGUCCCCCAGGGCAAGAAGGAAGUUUCCCGGAACCUGCCUGUCAUGAUCUGGAUCUACGGAGGAGCCUUCCUCAUGGGUUCUGGCCAAGGGGCUAAUGUCCUCAAAAACUACCUGUACGACGGGGAGGAGAUCGCCACGCGGGGCAACGUCAUCGUCGUCACCUUCAACUACCGCGUCGGGCCCCUAGGCUUCCUCAGCACUGGGGACGCCAACCUGCCAGGUAACUACGGCCUUCGGGACCAGCACAUGGCCAUCGCGUGGGUGAAGAGGAACAUUGCGGCCUUCGGGGGGGACCCCGACAACAUCACCAUCUUUGGGGAAUCAGCUGGAGGUGCCAGCGUCUCUCUGCAGACCCUCACUCCCUACAACAAGGGCCUCGUCCGGCGAGCCAUCAGCCAGAGCGGCGUGGCGCUGACCCCCUGGGCCAUCCAGAAGAACCCUCUCUUCUGGGCUAAGCAGAUCGCCAAGAAGGUGGGCUGCCCCCUGGAGGAUACCGCCAGGAUGGCCAAGUGUCUGAAGGUCACCGACCCCCGGGCUCUGACGCUGGCCUAUAAGAUGCCCCUGGCGGGCAUGGAGUACCCCAUGCUGCACUACCUGGGCUUCAUCCCUGUCGUGGACGGAGACUUCAUCCCCGACGACCCCAUCAACCUUUUCGCCAACGCGGCCGACAUCGACUACAUCGCUGGCACCAACGACAUGGACGGCCACAUCUUUGCCAGCAUCGACAUGCCGGCCAUCAACAAGGACAAGCAGACCGUCACGGGGGAGGACUUCUUCAAGCUGGUCAGCGGACUCACCUUCGCCAAGGGGCCCAGAGGUGCCAAUGCCACCUUUGACCUCUACACGGCGUCCUGGGCCGAGGACUCCUCCCAGGAGGCCAAGAAGAAGACGGUGGUGGACUUUGAGACCGAUGUCCUCUUCCUGAUGCCCACGAAGAUGGCCCUGGCCCAGCACAGAGCCAAUGCCAAGAGUGCCCGGACCUACACCUACCUGUUCUCCGAGCCCUCUCGCAUUCCGUUGUACCCCAGCUGGGUGGGCGCCGACCACACCGAUGACCUCCAGUACGUGUUUGGGAAGCCCUUCGACAACCCCCUGAUCUACCGGGCCCAAGACAGGACUGUCUCCCGGACCAUGAUCGCCUACUGGACCAACUUUGCCAGAACUGG
This is a messenger RNA of Myotis brandtii (Brandt's bat), 1517 nucleotides long. RefSeq names its product carboxyl ester lipase (gene CEL). Gene Ontology annotation, molecular function: sterol ester esterase activity; neurexin family protein binding; signaling receptor activity. The record is from RefSeq and is a predicted model, not a curated record. Gene Ontology annotation, cellular component: synapse; cell surface; postsynaptic specialization membrane. Lineage: Eukaryota; Metazoa; Chordata; Mammalia; Chiroptera; Vespertilionidae. The annotation marks the transcript as partial. The transcript is spliced from 10 exons. Gene Ontology annotation, biological process: synaptic vesicle endocytosis; presynaptic membrane assembly; neuron cell-cell adhesion.